GCUGCCCGGCGGGCGGGAGGGAUCUGCGGCGCCCGCCACGGGGCUGACGCCGGACUGAGCCGGUGGCUGCGCGCGGACCGGGCGCGAGUGGCGCUGGCAACGGCCGUGGGGCUCCGGGAGGCCCUCGGAGCUGCGCCGCGCACGGACUCCGCGCCUCUCGUUCUCCCGCUCUCCCCCCGCCCUGCAUCCUCCCUCCCUCCUCCUCCCGCCGUCCCCGCCCCCCAGCCCCUUUGUGCCGCCGCGGCUGCAGAAGACUCCGGAGCCGCCCGGGAGCUCCCUGGCCCGGCCCAGUCCGAUCGGGCCGGGGGAGACGGAGGCAGCGCCUGAGAGCCUGGCGCGUCCGCCCCGUCCGGGGGGCCGAUGGCAAGGGGCCGCGGCGCUGGCUGGGGCGCCGCCGCCCGUCCCUCUGGAGGCCCCGCCCGCCUGCGCCGCAUUGUCCCGGGCCCGGAGCCCCGGGCCCUGAGCUAGGAGGUACGCCGCAGCCCCCGUCCGCCCCGGACGGGCCCAUGAGGAGGGCCGGAGGCAUGGAGGACUACUCCGGGGAGGACGAGGAGUCCUGGUACGACCAGCAGGACCUGGAGCACGACCUACACUUGGCAGCAGAGCUGGGAAAGACACUGUUAGAGCGGAACAAAGAGCUGGAGGAGUCCUUGCAGCAGAUGUACUCCACCAAUGAGGAACAAGUGCAGGAGAUUGAAUACCUGACAAAGCAACUGGACACAUUGCGACAAGUGAAUGAGCAACACGCCAAGGUGUAUGAGCAGCUGGAUGUGACCGCUCAAGACCUGGAGCUGUCCAACCAGAAGCUGGUACUAGAGAGUAAGGCUGCCCAGCAGAAGAUCCAGAGCCUGACAGAAACCAUAGAGAGUCUUCAGACCCAGGUAGAAGAGCUUCAGGGACAGGUGGAAGAGCUUAGGAGCUUGGAGCAGUUACGGGUCCGAAGAGAGAAGCGAGAGAGACGAAGGACCAUCCACACCUUCCCUUGCCUUAAGGAAUUAUGUUCCAGCCCUCGGUAUGAGGAUGCCUUCCGCUUGCAUAGUUCCUCGAUGGAUCUGAGCCCAAAGCCCUUGGAACGGGAGAACGAACAGCUGCAGGCCAUUGUGAGUUCCCUGCGUUCCCAGGUGAACCAGGAGAAGCAACGGAAGGAACGGGCGGAGCGGGAGUACACUUCUGUGAUCCAGGAGUACUCGGAGCUGGAGCGGCGAGUGUGUGAGAUGGAGGGCUGCAAACUCCGGGUGCAGGAGCUGGAGGCGGAGGUGCUGGAGCUGCAGCAGAUGAAGCAGGUAAAGACCUAUCUGCUGAGCCGGGAGGACAACCUGUCAGAGGCCUUGCUGGAACCUCUCAACAACGCCCCUGAGGCAGACGAUCCUGAGCUCGGGGGGGAUGGGACCGUAGGUAAGGAUGGGGUCCCAUCCCCAGCAGCUUCCCCGGGCCACUCGGUGCGCAAGAGCUGCAGCGACACAGCCCUCAAUGCCAUCAUGGCCAAAGACCUGGCCAGCCGCCACAUGGGCAACUACAUCCUCCAUGCCAACAGCGUGCGCAAGCGGGGCAUGUCCAUCCUGAGGGAGGUGGACGAACAGUACCACGCCCUGCUGGAGAAGUACGAGGAGCUGCUGAGCAAGUGCCGGCAGCACAAAGACGGGGUGCGACACACCGGGGUGCAGACCUCCCGCCCCAUCUCCCGAGACAGCUCCUGCCGCGACUUCCGGGCCGGGGACGAGAGUCUGGGGGAAGACUGGGGAGGGGGGAAGCAGGGCGAGAAGAGCCUCAUUCAUCACGUGGAGGCCGUGGACAAGCGGCUGGAGCAGAGCCAGCCUGAAUACAAGGCCCUCUUCAAGGAGAUUUUUUCCCGGAUCCAGAAGACCAAGGCAGACAUAAAUGCCACCAAGGUCAAGACCCACAGUAGCAAAUGAGCCCUGCCUGCUUCCCCAACCCCCCAUUCUUGCCCCAAUCCUCCUCUUCUCCCCUCCCCCCGGGAAACAAGGUACUCCCACCUCCUUUCUCUAGCUUUCUGUAAAUGGGAGCCCUUCCUGAUGGGAGUUGGGUGUGAUGCUGUCACCCCAAGUUGGAAGGGCUCUCAACAAGGGUUGGGAGGGGGGAGGGAGAAACCUCAAGAGGACACAGUAGUUGAUGAUGAUUCGAGACAGCUAAGGAAUAGCCCUCCCUCAUCCCUGGGGUGGGGAAGGGGGAGUAUGGGUACCCCUGGGAAACAAGAGGUAGGAAGACAAACUGAUCCCCUUUCCCAGGAGCUCCCAGUCACACAAAGGUGGUAGCCUGAUGAAGCAUCCCAGAGUUUAUAAGCCAGACAUCCCUCUUCUCUCCCCAACCCUCUGGCUUCCAGGUCAUAUGGCUAGUUCUCAGACAUAUGGCCAACUUUCUUUUCAAAGCCAUUCUGGAUCUGGGAAUUUUUUUUCUUCUUAUGCUAGCUUCUCCCCUCAAGACUGGAUGCACUUGAAGUGAGACCACCCAGAGCUGCCUUCUGCAGUCCUGGCUGGUUUCCUGGACCCAUACCCAGCACCCCAGCUGGGAGUGCCACCCCCAACCCAGGUUUUUCAUCACUCCAUUUUAGCAGCAGCCAUUUAGCCCAGGACAUCUGACAGGUUGGGGACAGACAGCCCCGCUCUAGGCAGAAAAAAGCCCCCUCUGAGAGAAGAGAGGGCCUCUGCUGUCAGCCCAGACUUGGGAGCCAGGUGUCUGUGUCCCCUGGAAUGUCCUGGCUACCCCUCAGGAGCCAGCCCAGCACCAUGUCUGUAGCAAGUGAACUCUGGGGAGGAGGAGGAGAGACCCUCACCCAGCUGUGAAGGAGCUUAAACUCCUGUUCUUACUGUUCUCCAGCCUUCCCAGAAAAUGCCUCUGACUGUGUUUGUUCUUUCAGGGGCUAGGGUUGAGGGGACUCUCACCUUGAGGGGACACCCCUCAUGGCAUUUGGGAUCCCCUGACUAGCAUUGUAGCAGAACCACUCCUUUCUCACUCAUGCUUGUGGUUUCUUACCUUCCCAACCCCAGAAUUCACUAUCUCUGCCCCUAUCUCAGGGACCACGAUAUCUCAUUCACAUACUCCAUCCAGUGCCCAUUCCUGGGUAUAUACAACCAGCAUGUUACUCGAGCUUCAGCUUCUAGCCUGUCACUCCUGGGGCCAGCCUGACAGACUGCCCCCCCCCCACCCCACCCCUAUACAGUAUUCUCCAACCAGUGAGAAAGAGAACAUAGCUUGCCUCCUGAAAAAUUCCUAAUUUUCAUCAAGAUGGCUCAGCCUCCUCUCUUAUCUUCCUCUGCCACUUGAUUUGGGAGUGUGGGGGGGGAAGGCUUCAACUCUUCUGGGGUUAAUUCUUCCUGACUUUAUAGUUCAGUCUAAAUAAGGUCCAGGAAUUCACAGCCCUGCUUCCAAGACACCAAAUUCCGAUUCUCAAUCCUGUCUGCAGCCCCAUAAACGUUAGCAGUCAUGGAGCCUAUUGGAGGAAGAGAGUUGCCUGGCUGCAAUCCUGGGAGCCCCCAUGCCUUAUUUAUUUAUAAGCAGAAAAGCAAUUUUCUUAUGCAUUCCUGAAGGCACCCAAUCUAUUCAUGAGGCAUCACUGUGAUGGAAGCUCUGGUCUUUUUUAUUCCCUUGGUUUUGAAUCUUCAUCCUGUGGGGCAGGAGAAACUCUCCGGUCAUUUGUGCGUCUCUUCUGGCGGGGUAAGGGUAAAAGUGGGAAGGAAGAACUCCAUCCUGUCCAGACUCCAGCACACUAGCAUCCUACCAGCUUCACCUUUGAAGUGUACAUGAGAGAAAUAUAUUUACAAAUGCUUUAUUCUCUUCUUAAAUUAAAAAAAUGCAUCAGUAUUCUGAAAGCAGAAGUUGCCUUCAAAGAUAUGGAUCCUGUCUGAUUCUGUACCAUUCACACACACAUACAUACAACCUUCUGUUUUAUUAAAGAACUUUAUAGCUCA
Messenger RNA from Sarcophilus harrisii (Tasmanian devil), 3926 nucleotides. It is a transcript of the gene CDR2L, whose product is annotated as cerebellar degeneration related protein 2 like. NCBI's taxonomy places the organism in Eukaryota, Metazoa, Chordata, Mammalia, Dasyuromorphia, Dasyuridae. The record is from RefSeq and is a predicted model, not a curated record. Bases 507 to 1913 code for a protein of 468 amino acids. The transcript is spliced from 5 exons.